AUGUCUCCUGGGGUUCAUUGCUGGCACUCACUUACCACAAUGCUGCUUCUUUUCAUGUCCUUGUUGAGUUUUGCUGCUGGUGGGAAGCUGCUUGUGAUGCCUAUGGAUGGAAGUCAUUGGCUCAGCAUGAGAGCCGUGCUCAACGAACUAAGGCAGAGAGGACAUGAAAUAAUUGUUGUUGUACCAGAAAUAAAUCUGUUUAUGGGAGUGUCAGAGUCGUACAUGAUGAAAACGUAUCCUGUGCCUUUCACAAAGGAAGAGCUGGAUGGACAUUUUCUCACAUUUGCUGAAACCAGUUUUAAGGAACAACCUUUUCCGUUAGGGAUUAUUUCAACAUUUGAACAUGUUAAGAGCACCUCUGCUCUGUUCUUUGCCAUUUGUACACACUUACUGUACAACAGAGAGCUGAUGGGAUACAUUGAAGGGAGUAACUUUGAUGCUGUCUUUACAGAUCCCAUGUUGCCCUGUGGCCAGAUCAUAGCUUUGCAUCUUUCUAUCCCUUCUAUUUUCUUCUUACGGGGAAUCCCAGGUGGUGUCGAUGCUGAGGCUGCUCAAUGUCCAAACCCACCUUCUUAUGUCCCAAGAAUUUUUUCAUCUAACACAGAUCGUAUGACAUUUACCCAGCGUGUGAAGAACCUAUUAAUCAGCUCAUCAGAGUCCCUUCUCCGUGAUAUCGUUUAUUCACAAUUUGAAAGUCUGGCCUCUGACUUUCUGCAAAGACCGAUGACCAUGAAGGAACUUUUAAGUCAUGGAGCCAUUUGGCUGAAGAGAGUUGAUUUUGUGUUUGAGUAUCCCAUGCCUGUGAUGCCCAAUAUGGUCUUUAUUGGCGGGAUCAAUUGUGGACAGAAGAAGCCAUUGUCUCAGUGUGGGUGGUAG
Molecule: messenger RNA, 876 nt
Organism: Gopherus flavomarginatus (Mexican gopher tortoise)
Lineage: Eukaryota; Metazoa; Chordata; Testudines; Testudinidae
Product: UDP-glucuronosyltransferase 1A1-like
Exons: 2
Coding region: 1-876 (291 amino acids)
Molecular function (GO): UDP-glycosyltransferase activity
Source: RefSeq, a predicted model, not a curated record